This is a messenger RNA of Xenia sp. Carnegie-2017, 7008 nucleotides long. RefSeq lists its product as uncharacterized. Gene Ontology annotation, biological process: iron ion transport. NCBI's taxonomy places the organism in Eukaryota, Metazoa, Cnidaria, Anthozoa, Malacalcyonacea, Xeniidae. Gene Ontology annotation, cellular component: recycling endosome; plasma membrane; early endosome. The record is from RefSeq and is a predicted model, not a curated record.
CUUGUCCAAUCACACGAAUAAGGACAGGAUCGAUUUUUUACCUCAACACAGAUCCAGAAGUUUUUCAAAGAAUCACAGUUCAACACAAAAGAUGUAUCAACAACUAGUGCCAUUAUUUACGCUGGUGUUUUGUUUUGCAGUCGCUGAUCAUCCAAGUCACCGCUACAGAGUUUGUGUCAACGACGUAGCUGCAUGUUCAAACGCCAAUCUAACUAUAAAUGUCACUUGUCAAGAAGCAACAUCCGGUUCGUCUUGCGUUAAAGAUGUUGUAGACGGUCGCGCAAAUAUAACAUUGGCCUCAGCUGAUGACAUGGUUAAAUAUGCAUACAAUCUCCAAAUUGUGUACGGUCAAAACAUCAGCGGUGUUGACGAGAAUUUCAUUCAGUAUUACGGUUUGGCUGUCGUAAAGAAAAACACAACUUUCAAUUUCACCUCCCUGCGGAAUAAAAAAUCCUGCCAUACCGGUGUAGGAAAAACUGUCGGUUGGAAAAUCCCUGUUGGCAGGAUGAUAUACAAUAAAAUAAUGACAUAUACAGAGAGUCAGUAUAAAUCUGCUUCCGAGUUCUUUGGUGAAAGUUGUGCACCAGGUAUUAAUGGCAUCUCUGGAGUCAGACGCAGUGAGAGAGAUCUUUGCUCUUUGUGUAACGGAACAUGCGCACAAAACUCAACAGAGCCAUACUACAACUACGAGGGAGCAUUCAAAUGUAUGGCUGAUGGUAACAAUGAUCGCGUUGGUUUUGUAAAAGAGACAACAGCUGCAGAAUUUUUAAAUAAAUCUCUCAAUUAUGGAGUACUCGGAGACUAUAAACUACUUUGUCCAAAUGGAUCUACAGCUGCUUUGAAUCAAUACAAAACCUGCAACCUUGGUACAAGACCCGCUUACGCCAUUGUUACCGGCAAAUCAACAUCAUCUGACGGAAUUAUGCAUAUCCAAAGCAUGCUGGAAGGAGCUGAUUUCAGUAAGUUAAAGACAGCAGGAAUAGUUAGCGACAAGGCAGAAUCGUUGGCCAAGUAUUCCAAUACAUCUGUUAAAGAGUACGUUGGAUCAUAUGGAAAUUACUAUAAUGGUCUCUAUGGCAGUACUAAAGGUAUUUAUAAAGUUUGCGUGAGCGAUGUAUCUGCGUGUGGGAACGCAAGCUUGCCAAAUGUGACAUGCGUAGCAGCAAGAUACGGUUCAUCAUGUGUGAAAGAUGUUAUAGAUGAACGAGCCCACAUGACUUUGGCUGCUGCUGACUCGUUGGUUCAAAAUGCUGACAAUCUCCAAAUUGUCUAUGGUCAAAAAUUACCAAACCUCGACAACUUUAUCCAAUAUUAUGGUUUGGCUGUCGUGAAGAAAUAUACCACUUUCAAUUUCACCUCCCUGCGAUAUCAAAAAUCCUGCCAUACUGGAGUAAGGAAAACUGUCGGUUGGAAAAUACCUGUUGGCAGUAUGAUAUUCACUAAAAUGAUGCCUUUUACCGAGAACCAGUACGUGUCUGCUUCUUAUUUCUUCUAUCAGAGUUGCGCACCAGGUGCAAGAACCAUCCAAGGAAUCAGCGGAGCAGUGAAAAACGUUCUCUGCUCUUUGUGUCAGGGAUCAUGCGCACAAAAUUCUUCUACAGAGCCAUAUUACAACUACGAGGGAGCUUUCAAAUGUAUGGCUGAUGGUUACAAUGAUCGUGUUGGUUUUGUAAAAGAGACAACAGCUGCAGAAUUUUUAAAUAAAUCUCUCAAUUAUGGAGUACUCGGAGAUUAUAAACUACUUUGUCCAGAUGGAACAACAGCUGCUUUAGAUCAAUACAGAAACUGCUACAUCGGAACAAGACCAUUGUACGCCAUUGUCACUGGGAAAUCAACAACCUCUGCUACAAUUACACAAAUUCAAAACAUGCUUAACGGAGCUGAUCUCAAUAAGUUAAUGUCAGCUGGAAUAGUAACCAACAACAUCGAAAGAUUGGUGAGGUAUACUGGUGAAUCUGUCAAAGACUACGUUGGAUCAUACGGAAAUUAUUUUAAUGCUCUUAGUGGAAGCACAGCUUUCUUUACUGCCUGUGUCAGCGAUGUAUCUGCCUGCAGAAAGGCAGGAUUGACGAAUGUGGCGUGCGUAGGAGCAAAACCCGGUUCAACUUGCGCAAAAGAUGUCGCUGACGGUCGCGCACAUAUGACUUUGGCUGCAGCUGAUUCCAUGGUUCAAUAUGCUGACAAUCUCAAAAUUGUCUAUGGUCAAAAACUACCUAACCUCGACAACUUUAUUCAAUACUACGGUUUGGCUGUCGUAAAGAAAAACACAACUUUUAAUUUCACCUCCCUGCGGAAUCAAAAAUCCUGCCAUACUGGUGUAGGAAAAACAGUCGGUUGGAAAAUCCCUGUUGGUUAUUUGUUAUACAACAGAGAGAUGAUGUUUACAAAUAAUCAGUAUGAAUCAGCUUCAAAUUUCUUUGGACAAAGUUGUGCACCAGGUAUUAAUGACAUCGAGGGAAUCAGCGACGCUGUAAAGACGGAUCUUUGCUCUUUGUGUAACGGAUCAUGCGCACAAAAUUCUUCUACAGAGGCAUACUACAACUACGAGGGAGCUUUCAAAUGUAUGGCUGAUGGUAACAAUGAUCGUGUUGGUUUUGUAAAAGAGACAACAGCAAUGGAGUUUUUAGAUAAAUAUCCCAGUUAUGGAAACAGUAGCCACUACGAACUUCUUUGCCCUGAUGGAACAAAAGCUGCUUUAGAUCAAUACAAAAACUGUAACAUCGGAACAAGACCAUUGUACGCCAUUGUCACUGGUAAAUCAACAUCUUCUGCUACGAUCAAACUAAUCCGAAACAUGUUGAACGGAACUGAUCUCAACAAGUUACAGGCAGCUGGAAUAGUAACCAACAAAAUUGAAAGAUUGUUGAGGUAUACUGGUGGAUCUGUUAGAGAGUACGUUGGAUCAUAUGGAAAUUACUACAAUGGUCUUAUUGGAAGUCAAAAAGGUUUCUAUAAAGUUUGCGUGAGCGAUGUAUCUGCGUGUGGGAACGCAAGCUUGCCAAAUGUGACAUGCGUAGCAGCAAGAUACGGUUCAUCAUGUGUGAAAGAUGUUAUAGAUGGACGAGCCCACAUGACUUUGGCUGAUGCUGACUCGAUGGUUGAAAAUGCUGACAGUCUCCAAAUUGUCUAUGGUCAAAAACUACGAAAUCUUAUACCUUUUAUUCAAUAUCACGGUUUGGCUGUCGUAAAGAAAAACACAACUUUUAAUUUCACCUCCCUGCGGAAUCAAAAAUCCUGCCAUACUGGUGUAGGAAAAACUGUCGGUUGGAAAAUCCCUGUUGGUUACAUGCUCUUUCAUGAAAUAAUGACGUACACAGACAACCAGUAUAAAUCUGCUUCGGAUUUCUUUGGUGAAAGUUGUGCUCCUGGUGCAAGAACCAUCGAAGGAAUCAACGAAACAGUGAAAAACGAUCUCUGCUCUUUGUGUAACGGAACAUGCGCACAAAACUCAACAGAGGCAUACUACAACUACGAGGGAGCAUUCAGAUGUAUGGCUGAUGGUAACAAUGACCGUGUUGGUUUUGUGAGACAAACGACCGCUAGAAACUUUUUUACCAACUAUCCCAAUUAUAGAGGCACAACUAUCGCAGACUAUAAACUACUUUGUCCAGAUGGAACUACAGCUGCUUUAGAUCAAUACAAAAACUGCUACAUCGGAACAAGACCAUUGUACGCCAUUGUCACUGGGAAAUCAACAUCGUCUGAAACAAUCACACGCAUCCAAAAUAUGUUACUAGGAGUUGAUAUCAGGAAUUUAACGGCAGCUGGAAUAGCAUACAAAAAUGUAGAAAGAUUGGUGAGGUAUACUGGUGGAUCUGUCAAAGACUACGUUGGAUCAUAUGGAAAUUAUUUUAAUGCUCUUAGUGGAAGUACAGCUUUCUUUACUGCCUGUGUCAGCGAUGUAUCUGCCUGUAGAAAGGCAGGAUUGACGAAUGUGACGUGCGUUGGAGCAACACCCGGUUCAACUUGCGCAAAAGAUGUCGCUGACGGUCGCGCACAUAUGACUUUGGCUGCAGCUGAUCCCAUGGUUCAAUAUGCUGACAGUCUCCAAAUUGUCUAUGGUCAAAAACUACCUGACCUCGACAACUUUAUUCAAUAUUACGGUUUGGCUGUCGUGAAGAAAAAUACAACUUUUAAUUUCACCUCCCUGCAGAAUCAAAAAUCAUGCCAUACUGGUGUAAGAAAAACUGUCGGUUGGAAAAUCCCUGUUGGUUAUUUGUUAUACAACAGAGAGAUGAUGUUUACAAAUAGUCAGUAUGAAUCAGCUUCAAAUUUCUUUGGACAAAGUUGUGCACCAGGUAUUAACGACAUCGAGGGAAUGAGCGACGCUGUGAAAAACGAUCUUUGCUCUUUGUGUAACGGAUCAUGCGCACAAAAUUCUUCAACUGAGCCAUACUACAACUACGAAGGAGCUUUCAAAUGUAUGGCUGAUGGUGACAAUGAUCGUGUUGGUUUUGUAAGGCAAACAACAGCUAUGGAGUUUUUACAUAAAUAUCCCAGUUAUGGAAACACUAGCGACUACGAACUUCUCUGCCCUGAUGGAACAAAAGCUGCUUUAGAUCAAUACAAAAACUGUCACAUCGGAACAAGACCAUUGUACGCCAUUGUUACUGGUAAAUCAACAUCUUCUGCUACGAUCACACUAAUCCGAAACAUGUUGAACGGAACUGAUCUCAACAAGUUACAGGCAGCUGGAAUAGUAACCAACAAAAUUGAAAGAUUGGUGAGGUAUACUGGUGGAUCUGUUAGAGAGUACGUUGGAUCAUAUGAAAAUUAUUACAAUGGCCUUAUUGGAAGUCAAAAAGGUUUUUAUAAAGUUUGCGUGAGCGAUGUAUCUGCGUGUGGGAACGCAAGCUUGCCAAAUGUGACAUGCGUAGCAGCAAUAUACGGUUCAUCAUGUGUGAAAGAUGUUAUAGAUGGACGAGCCCACGUGACUUUGGCUGCUGCUGACUCGAUGGUUCAAAAUGCUGACAAUCUCCAAAUUGUCUAUGGUCAAAAACUACCAAACCUCGACAACUUUAUUCAAUAUUACGGUUUGGCUGUCGUGAAGAAAUAUACUACUUUCAAUUUCACCUCCCUGAGGAAUCAAAAAUCCUGCCAUACUGGAGUAGGAAAAACUGUCGGUUGGAAAAUCCCUAUUGGCAGUAUGAUAUUCACUACAAUGAUGCCUUAUACGACGAACCAGUACGUGUCUGCUUCUAGUUUCUUCUCUCAAAGCUGUGCACCAGGUAUCAAUGACAUCGAGGGAAUCAGCGAAGCUGUGAAGACGGAUCUCUGCUCUUUGUGUAACGGAUCAUGCGCACAAAAUUCUUCUACAGAGGCAUACUACAACUACGAAGGAGCUUUCAAAUGUAUGGCUGAUGGUGACAAUGAUCGUGUUGGUUUUGUAAGGCAAACAACAGCUGCAGAAUUUUUAGCUAAAUAUCCCAAUUAUAGAGGCACAACUAUGGCAGACUAUGAACUACUUUGUCCAGAUGGAGCUACAGCUGCUUUAGAUCAAUACAAAAACUGCUACAUCGGAACAAGACCAUUGUACGCCAUUGUCACUGGGAAAUCAACUACCUCUGCUACGAUCAUACUAAUCCGAAACAUGUUGAAUGGAACUGAUCUCAACAAGUUACAGGCAGCUGGAAUAGUAACCAACAACAUCGAAAGAUUGGUGAGGUAUACUGGUGGAUCUGUCAAAGAUUAUGUUGGAUCAUAUGGAAAUUAUUACGAUGGUCUUAGUGGACGUACAGCUUCCUUUACUGCCUGUGUCAGCGAUGUAUCUGCCUGUAGAAAGGCAGGAUUGACGAAUGUGGCGUGCGUAGGAGCAACACCCGGUUCAACUUGCGCAAAAGAUGUCGCUGACGGUCGCGCACAUAUGACUUUGGCUGCAGCUGAUCCCAUGGUUCAAUAUGGUGACAAUCUCCAAAUUGUCUAUGGUCAAAAACUACCAGACCUCGACAACUUUAUUCAAUACUACGGCUUGGCUGUCGUACAAAAAGAUGCUCCAUUCAACUUCAGGACGCUAAUGGGGAAAAAAUCCUGCCACACCGGAGUGGGAAAAACUGUUGGUUGGAAAAUCCCUGUUGGCAAUAUGUUAUACAAUAGAACAAUGCGUUAUACGACGAACCAGUACGUGUCUGCUGCUAGUUUCUUUUCUGAAAGCUGUGCACCAGGUAUUAAUGACAUCUCUGGAGUCAGUGACGCAGUGAAGAGAGAUCUUUGCUCUUUGUGUAACGGAACAUGCGCACAAAACUCAACAGAGGCAUACUACAACUACGAGGGAGCAUUCAGAUGUAUGGCUGAUGGUAACAAUGAUCGUGUUGGUUUUGUAAGGCAAACCACAGCUAUGGAGUUUUUAGCAAAAUAUCCCAAUUAUGGUGCACUUGAAGAUUACAAACUACUUUGUCAAAAUGGAACUACAGCUGCUUUAACUCAAUACAAAUCCUGCAACCUCGGAACAAGACCAUUGUACGCCAUUGUUACUGGUAAAUUAACAACCUCUGCUACGAUUACACAAAUCCGAAACAUGUUGAAUGGCACUGAACUCAAUAAGUUUAAGGCAGCUGGAAUAGUAACCAACAAUGCCAAUUUGGUUUUGUACACUGGCGGAUCAGUUAAGGAAUACGUUGGAUCAUAUGGAUAUUACUACAAUGGUCUUCGUGGAGUAAUCAAAGGCGCAGCGCCAUCUUUCACGAUGUCACUAACUUUACAAAUCGCCGCCAUUUUGGUUUUCUGGCUCAUGGCUUAAAUCGUGCAUGCAUAUGCAAUUCGGCAACUCAGUGCUCUUAUGAAGAAAACUGAAUAUUAAUUUAUCACUGUUCAACAAAUACAAAAACACAACGUACUUAAUUCAUCAGCCAUGAAAUCAACGUUGUGGGAAAAACAUUUUAAAUUUAAAAACACCGUAAUUCAUUAAAAACAUGUUUUAUGAUAGUUCCACAUAAUAUCUUAUUGUAUAAGAUUUCUUAUAACAAUAAUAUGCUUGCACUAAUUUUUAAUAAUAUCUAUUUUAACACCGUA